CGAAAAACACAAUACCAGGAACAAUGAACGCCGAAACACCUAAUACUGAAUCAAACGAGAAUCAAGAUGGAAAUGGAAUAGUGAUGAUUCAAGAAGAAGAUGUAGCAGAAAUCAUUGAAUUAAAUCAAAAUGAAAUCAAUCACUCCGAUGAAGAGAUGGAAACCAAUUCAAAUCAAAAUGAUAAUGAUGAUAAUGAAGAUGAUGAUCAAGAAAUGGAAACGAACGAAACAGAAUCAGAGCCGAUACCAGGAAAUUUUAUUGGUAGAUUUAUAAAUCAUACAAGUCCAAUUUUUCAUAUAGCUACUCAUCCUAAAUUACACAAUAUUUGUGCAAGUGGUGGUGGUGAUGAUUUAGGUUAUAUUUGGGAUUCAGAAAAUGGAAAUCUAAUUGAAACUUUAAAUGGUCAUUUAGAAAGUGUUUCGAUUUUAAAAUUUUCGGAAAAUGGUCAUUAUCUUGCUAGUGCUUCUGUAGAUGGUAAUAUUAAAAUUUGGCAAAGUCAAGAUUUAGUUAACUAUAAUCGUUGGUCAUUUUUGAUUGAUUUGGAAGGUAGUGAGGAAGUCACAUGGAUUUCUUGGCAUCCAAAGGGAAGUGUUCUCUUAGCUGGCUUUGCUGAUGGACUAAGUACAAUGUGGAGUAUACCUUCCGGCGAGACAAUGCAAGUCUUUAACGGUCACAACAGCAUGGCUACGUGCGGGCAGUUUACACCUGAUGGCAAGACAAUAGCGGUUGCAUCCGAAGAAUCUCGCUUGAUCAUCUUCGAUCCUACCACCGGCUCUGCAAUUCAAAGAAUCAGUCUCAGGGAGACAAAGAACCGAUUCAGAACGCCCGAUGGUAGCUACGGAAUCAAUUCACUUGCGAUCAACCCAGCCAGCACACUUUGCGUUCUAGGUGGAAUCUCAAAUGGAGGUGUUCGAAUUGUAAACAUUCGAACUGGGUUGAUCAUCGCUGCCCUUGACAACAACCAUGAAGGAGAUGCUACAAUAGAGGUAGCUUGGUAUGAGCCUAAAAAACUUGGAGAUGGUGUUCCAUUGAUUAUCAGUACUGGUACAGACGGUCGAAUAUGUCUCUAUGAUGCUGUAAGCUAUAGACUGAGAGCAACCAUGAAACAUCCAGAAGCUAUCACGACCAUGGUCCUACACAUUGAAACUGGUCGAUUAACCACUGGAUCAAUUGAUAAGACAUUGAUCAGUUGGGAUUUGAGAACCGGAAAUGAAGUCCAAAGACAUCAUGGCCAUCAUGAUAUGAUUCAUCAUGUUAAUCUUACAUGUGAUGAGAAAAGAUUGAUUUCUGCUAGUGAAGACGGGACGGCUUGUGUAUUU
This is a messenger RNA of Melampsora larici-populina 98AG31, 1319 nucleotides long. RefSeq lists its product as uncharacterized. NCBI's taxonomy places the organism in Eukaryota, Fungi, Basidiomycota, Pucciniomycetes, Pucciniales, Melampsoraceae. Gene Ontology annotation, molecular function: protein binding. The record is from RefSeq and is a predicted model, not a curated record. The transcript has 5 exons. The annotation marks the transcript as partial.